AUGACGUGGGGUUUUGUUACCUGUGGCCCCAAUGAGGCCCUCGUUGUUUCAGGUUGCUGUUAUAAUAAACCACUUCUCGUACCUGGAGGUCGAGCUUUCGUUUGGCCCGGAAUUCAAGAAGUACAAAGAAUUUCAUUGAAUACCAUGACAUUACAAGUUGAAAGUCCGACUGUUUAUACCAGCCAAGGUGUUCCAAUAUCUGUAACUGGAAUUGCACAGGUAAAAAUUCAAGGUCAAAAUGAAGAAAUGCUCACUGCAGCUUGCGAACAAUUUCUUGGUAAAAGUGAAAAUGAAAUACAAAAUAUAGCUCUUGUUACAUUAGAAGGCCAUCAAAGAGCCAUUAUGGGCAGUAUGACAGUCGAGGAAAUUUACAAAGACAGGAAAAAAUUUAGCAAACAUGUUUUUGAAGUUGCUUCAUCCGAUUUAGUUAAUAUGGGUAUCACAGUAGUUUCAUACACAUUGAAAGAUAUAAGAGACGAAGAGGGAUAUUUAAAAAGCUUGGGAAAAGCUCGUACUGCAGAAGUAAAAAGGGAUGCAAGAAUCGGAGAAGCAGAAGCUCGAAGAGAUGCCCAAAUAAAAGAAGCGAUAGCUGAAGAGGAAAGAAUGGCUGCGAGAUUUUUAAACGAUACGGAAAUUGCAAAAGCUCAAAGAGAUUUUGAACUUAAAAAAGCUGUUUACGAUGUGGAAGUCCAAACUAAAAAUGCCGAAGCAGAAAUGGCAUUUGCUCUUCAAGCAGCCAAAACGAAACAAAGAAUAAAAGAGGAACAAAUGCAAAUAAAAGUUGUGGAAAGGAGUCAAGAAAUUGCCGUGCAAGAACAAGAAAUAUUAAGACGAGAGCGAGAAUUGGAAGCGACGGUUCGAAGACCAGCCGAAGCGGAAAAAUAUAGAUUGGAAAAACUUGCGGAAGCGAAUCGAAAUCGAAUCAUUCUCGAAGCUGAAGCCGAAUCCGAAGCAAUUAGAGUUCGAGGCGAAGCCGAAGCUUUCGCCAUACAAGCCAAAGCGAAAGCGGAAGCAGAACAAAUGGCGAAAAAAGCAGAAGCUUGGAGCGAAUACAGGGAAGCCGCCAUGAUCGAAAUGUUAUUGGACGUUCUUCCAAAGAUUGCCGCAGAAGUUGCAGCGCCGUUAUCACAAGCCAAAAAGAUAACGAUGGUUUCAAGCGGUGGAAGCGAAGUCGGAGCUGCCAAAUUAACGGGAGAAAUAAUGUCAAUUGUGUCACGUGUUCCGGAUGUUGUUAAAUCCAUGACCGGCGUGGACAUAUCAAAGUCCAUACAAGCCGCGUAUUAA
Messenger RNA from Pediculus humanus corporis (human body louse), 1284 nucleotides. RefSeq names its product Flotillin-1, putative. NCBI's taxonomy places the organism in Eukaryota, Metazoa, Arthropoda, Insecta, Psocodea, Pediculidae. The transcript has 9 exons. The record is from RefSeq and is a predicted model, not a curated record. The coding region runs from base 1 to 1284 and encodes 427 amino acids. Gene Ontology annotation, cellular component: plasma membrane. Gene Ontology annotation, biological process: protein kinase C signaling; positive regulation of endocytosis; positive regulation of cell junction assembly.